Molecule: messenger RNA, 1580 nt
Organism: Ipomoea nil (Japanese morning glory)
Lineage: Eukaryota; Viridiplantae; Streptophyta; Magnoliopsida; Solanales; Convolvulaceae
Product: apyrase-like
Exons: 9
Coding region: 56-1408 (450 amino acids)
Biological process (GO): nucleoside diphosphate catabolic process
Cellular component (GO): membrane
Molecular function (GO): nucleoside diphosphate phosphatase activity
Source: RefSeq, a predicted model, not a curated record
CCUUCCUCCCAUUUAUCAGCAUUAUCUAUUUUAUUUUCUUUAGAAGCAUAACACCAUGAAACACACUAGUCAUCAUCAUCUUGUCUUCAUAUCAUUAGCACUUCUCCUCUUCCCCCUUGCUUGUUUCUCGAGGUCUCAUCUCCGGCGAGUGCUACUGAACCAUGAAGCCGGUAACUACGCCGUUAUAUUUGACGCCGGAAGCACGGGCAGCAGAGUUCAUGUCUUUCAUUUUGAUGAAAAUUUAGAUCUUCUCCCUGUUGGCGAUGGCGUUGAAUUUUUUCUCAAGAUAACCCCAGGGUUGAGUUCAUACGCAGAUGAUCCAGAAGCGGCUGCCAAGUCACUUGAGCCACUCCUUCUAGAAGCAGAAGGUGUUGUACCAACUGAGUUGCAACCUGAUACACCACUUGAGCUUGGGGCAACUGCAGGGCUUAGGUUGCUAGAGGGAGAUGCAUCUGAUAAAAUCCUGCAAGCGGUGAGAGAUAUGUUCAAGAAUGAAAGCAAUUUCAAGUCCAAGGCAGAAUGGGUUUCAAUUCUUGAAGGAAGUCAAGAAGGCACUUACUUUUGGGUUGCCAUGAAUUAUUUGUUAGGAAAUUUGGGCAAAGGGUACCAAAACACCAUAGCAACAAUUGACCUUGGUGGUGGAUCAGUACAAGUGUCAUAUGCUGUCUCAGGGGACACUUUUGCAAAUGCACCCAAACCUCAUAAUGGAGAAGAGCCUUAUGUUCAAGAAAAAUAUAUUUUGGGAGCCCAAUACUAUCUCUAUGUUCACAGUUAUUUGAACUAUGGACAAUUAGCAAGCCGAGCUGAGAUAUUCAAGGCUUCAGGAAACUCUACCAACCCUUGUGUUUUAGAAGGUUAUGAUGGUUACUACACAUACAAUGAUGUCUCGUACAAAGUUACAGCCCCACCAAAUGGUUCAAGCUUGAAGAAUUGCAGGAAAUUAGCCAGAAAAGUGGUUGAUUUUAGGGCACCCUGUAAGUAUCCGAAUUGCACAUUCAAUGGGGUGUGGAGUGGUGGAGGAGGGGCUGGAAUGGAGAAUGUCGACAUUUCGUCAUAUUUCUAUGAUAUAGCCAUUGAUGUGGGUAUUAUUGACGAAGGAAAGGCAUCUAAAAUAGUUAAGCCAAGAUCAUUCCUAGUGGCAGCAAAGUUAGCUUGUGAAACUAAAUUUGAAGAUGUGAAGUCUACAUUUCCUAAUGCAGUGGAAAAAGAUUAUCCAUACUUAUGCAUGGAUUUGGUGUACCAAUACACAUUGCUCGUGGAUGGACUUGGCCUACACCCUUACAAGGAGAUUACGUUGAUGAAGAAAGUUGAGUACAAAAACUACAUGGUUGAAGCAGCUUGGCCUCUUGGUUGCGCCAUUGACGUCAUCUCAUCAUCUUCUGCUAACAACCUAUUAUCCAAAUAUUAAGUUGGUCUGAUCUUCUAAUUAAGUAGUACUAAUAAUGCUUUAGCUUUGGUACGGUUUUAUGCCAAAGUGGACUGACGAUCUUGUGCACUGUUGCCAACAAUAAAUGUUUAUUUUAGCACCCAACUACCUUCAUCAAUGGGUGCACAAUGCACACGCAUACUUUUCUUUAAAA